AUGAUUAAAUCGUCGAGGAAACUUUGACGUAAUCCUCCGCCACCUCCGCCUCGUAGCGGCAGUGGUUUAUGCGCCUCGCAGCCUCUAUCACUACAGCAAACGCCUCACCAUCAGCCCCAGCAACAGCAUCAUGCUCAGUGUCUAUCACCGGAUCAAAGGCGAUACUCGGCGACUGCUGCCACUGCGUGUCAACGUCCCUCUCCGCCCCAACGCGCUUCCGUGCAGCCCCCUCCGCCCCCUCCAAUUCCACCCCCAGAGGUGGUCUCGGAGUGUGUUGAUUUAGAAGUGACUAACGGUCUGCUUCGCCUUCUUUUUGCGCGUUUCGUAGGCACUGCUGCUCCUUCCAACGGCACUGUUAUCGGCGGAUCUGCUGUGGAAAGCAGCGCGCCCGAUCUACGACGGGUGGUGGCGCAUCUGGUCCGCAUCGCUCAUACCGAAAUUUAUAUUCAACCACCAAGCCUACAGACACCACAACGAUGUCUUGAGGCUUCCGUGGGACCUAGUGGUGGGCUGUUGGAAAAAAUGGAGGCGUCGAUUUAUGAACAAGUACCGCCUUCAUCUGCCGCCUACCUACAUUCUGGGAAGACUUUUGGGCCUGACACGGCUGUGGUGAACACAGCGGCAAAAAUCCAGAAGAGUAACAAUCAGAAUGACGAGACAGCCUCUGUUUCUUCUUCUUCUUCUUCUGCCACUUCGGAUUCAGCAUCUUCCAGCGAUGACGAAGAGGACGAGGAUGAAGCAGAUGUUGAAGGCGCAGACUGUGACCUCUACGAGGGUGUGGGGGGAGAUACAAGUUCCCUUGGGGCGCGUGUAUCGAGUCCUACCGCUUCCGCGCCCCUCUCCGCCUCCAAACCUGUCUCCGCCGCAGCUGCUAAUUCAUCUGCUCCUCAACAAACAAACUCAACCACACUUCUGACGGUAGCGGAAUUGCAUACGCUUCCCCAGAAUAUGACUAUCAAGUGUCUCAAGGCUUCUGCUAUGCAGGUGAGUUGA
This is a messenger RNA of Hydatigera taeniaeformis, 993 nucleotides long. The record is from the annotation of a GenBank genome assembly. NCBI's taxonomy places the organism in Eukaryota, Metazoa, Platyhelminthes, Cestoda, Cyclophyllidea, Taeniidae.